AUGAUUUUUAUUAAUUUACAAAUUUGUUUUCUUUAUUUUGUUGGGUUGUUUAGCUUUAAUUAUUUAUUGUUGUUUUCUAAUGGUUAUCCAAUCACUCAUAAUUUUUUCGAGAAAGAUCAAUUACUUUUUGUACAAACUGUGAGAAUAUAUUAA
Messenger RNA from Meloidogyne enterolobii, 153 nucleotides. Lineage: Eukaryota; Metazoa; Nematoda; Chromadorea; Rhabditida; Meloidogynidae. The record is from the annotation of a GenBank genome assembly.